This is a messenger RNA of Oryza brachyantha (malo sina), 1908 nucleotides long. RefSeq names its product protein SET DOMAIN GROUP 40. The transcript has 6 exons. Gene Ontology annotation, biological process: peptidyl-lysine monomethylation. Gene Ontology annotation, molecular function: protein binding; protein-lysine N-methyltransferase activity. The record is from RefSeq and is a predicted model, not a curated record. The coding region runs from base 40 to 1488 and encodes 482 amino acids. Lineage: Eukaryota; Viridiplantae; Streptophyta; Magnoliopsida; Poales; Poaceae.
ACGAGAAUCCGGCGGUUUCCUCCGCCGCCGCCGUCACAAAUGGAGGCGCUCCUCCGGUGGGCGGCCGAGCUGGGCGUCUCCGACUCCCCGUCCCCGUCCCCGCCCUCCGCACCCUCCUGCAUCGGCCGCUCCGUCCUCAUCGCCGACUUCCCCGACGCCGGCGGGAGGGGCUUGGCGGCGGCGCGCGACCUCUGGCGCGGCGAGCUGGUGCUGCGUGUGCCCCGCGCCGCUCUGCUCACCAGCGACCGCGUCAUGGACGACGACCCCAGGAUCGCGUCCGCCGUCGCCAGCUGCCUCCCUCGCCUCUCCUCCGUCCAGACUCUGAUCAUAUGUUUACUGGCUGAAGUGGGAAGAGGGAAUAGUUCGAACUGGUACCUAUAUUUGUCUCAAUUGCCUACCUACUACACUAUCUUGGCUACCUUCAAUGAUUUUGAAACUGAAGCUCUCCAAGUUGAUGAGGCUAUUUGGGUUGCUCAAAAGGCUCUUCGUGGAAUAAGAUCAGACUGGCAAGGAGCUACACCACUGAUGAAAGGAUUGGGAUUUAAACCUAAGCUUUUGAUGUUUAAAUCAUGGCUCUGGGCUUUUGCAACGGUAUCUUCAAGAACAUUACAUAUAGCAUGGGAUGAUGCUGGUUGUCUAUGUCCUAUUGGUGAUUUGUUCAAUUAUGCUGCUCCUGAUGAUGAUAAUUCAUCAGAGGCAGAUGAAGAUGCGGAUGAUAUGAUGCAUCAGCAGACAAAUAACAUGUUGGGUCAGACAUAUUUUGAUUCAUCUGAGAGAUUGACAGAUGGGGGAUAUGAAGAUGUUAAUGAAUACUGUUUGUAUGCUCGGAAAAGAUAUAGGAAAGGAGAGCAGGUACUUCUGGCGUAUGGAGCAUACACAAACUUGGAACUUCUUGAGCAUUAUGGUUUUCUUUUGGGCGAGAAUCCUAAUGAGAAAAUCUACAUUCCAUUAGAUUUGGAUUUGUGCACAAUCGGUACUUGGCCAAGAGAUUCCUUAUAUAUUCUGCCAAAUGGGCACCCCUCAUUUGCACUGUUAUGCGCAUUAAGGCUAUGGACAACUCCCACAAAUCGUCGGAAAGCUGUAAGUCAUCAGAUCUACUCUGGAUCACUGCUUUCCAUUGAAAAUGAACUGGAGAUUAUGAAAUGGUUGGUCAAGAAGUGUGAGGAAACUCUGCAGCAAUUACCUACCACUAUUGAAUUUGAUGAAAAUUUGUUCGCCCUUUUAUGCAAGCUACAGAACAGCACUAGCUGCAUGCUAGAAAGGGAUCAAUCAAUCUUUGAGAAAGAAUUUGCUGCAUUCUUCAGAUUUCAUAGCUUUGAGCUGGAUCGUUCUAUGUACAGUAAACUCCCAUUUCGUCUUAUACGAUCCCUGGAAAGAUGGGGAUUAGCUGUCCAGUGGAGAUGCAGCUACAAAAGAACCCUAACGAAGUGUAUUGCGCACUGUAAAAGCUUAGUUCACGAGCUUUCGUUGCAGCAAAAUCAACAAUAGCUCAAAGGUUUAGGCUAAGUAGGUUUCUUUGAAUGCAGAAGUUGUUAACGUACAGCUUUGCUUAACAACAUUGAACUAGAAAGGUAGUAAGGUAUUAAUAUUAUGUGGCCUUCAGGUGGAUCCAGGUUGGGCCUAGAUCUCUUGGGGCCACUGUUUAGAGACAGAAGAAGAGGGGAUGAUGGGAGGUGAAUUUUCUUAAUUUUGGAGAAAAGACUGCUGAUUUGUGGAUUUUUUUUUUUGGAUUCUGUAGUGCUAAAAAAUUUUGCAAAAAUUACUGGAAGUAUAUGUUGUCAUGAACUUCGUUUGGUGUAUUUUUGAGUUUUUUUUGUAUGUAGUUUUUUUUUGAAAAUACAAACAAUGUCUCAGUUUGCAUAUUAUACAUCCAAGGGUAAAAUGGUCUUUACACACGGUCUGUCGGUG